This is a messenger RNA of Fusarium odoratissimum NRRL 54006, 4240 nucleotides long. RefSeq lists its product as uncharacterized. The transcript has 2 exons. The record is from RefSeq and is a predicted model, not a curated record. Bases 544 to 1098 code for a protein of 184 amino acids. NCBI's taxonomy places the organism in Eukaryota, Fungi, Ascomycota, Sordariomycetes, Hypocreales, Nectriaceae.
CGCGCUGCGGCUAACUUCUAUCCCGUCCCUCACCUCAGUCACCUCUUGGAACUCAACCACCUCCAAAUGUCUCAGAUCUCGAUUUUUUUUCUGGAAUUGAGAUCUUAACCAUAGGCUGGAACUUAAUCUGUACGUUCUUCUUUUCCAUUCAUUGUAUCGACUUGGUGAAUCCUCGAUCUUAGCCUUGCGAUCUCGUUAUGCAAGUUCUCUCGACUGUCAUUUCUCGACGUGGGUUAUCUCGGUUGGCUAUAGGUUCGCGGGCUGCGGCAGCAAGUAUCAGUAAUUCAGCGACCUUGAGAUUGGUUAGCACAUCUCUAGAAGGCACUGCCGUGACUCGUCCUGCUCCUGGCUCUACGUUACACCAGAUUCGCGCCAUGUCUUCACCAGCGCAGAAUGAGCUGCGGUUCAGUAAGUAGUACUAUGAUUUGAUAUGGGCCACAUACAAGGAAGAGAGAUGCUGACUUGCGGCGGUCAGAGAACCCAAGGAUCUUCGUUUGCGAUAUUCAAGAAAAGUUUCGCCAUGUCAUUCACGAAUUCGAUAGCAUGUAUGGCGACCUAAGUUCAUUUGACGCCACUCAGCUAAUCAACCUCAGCGUCCUCACCACCCAAAAGCUCCUCAAAUUCGCAAACACUCUCUCCGUUCCCGUCGUAACCACGACCCAAACCUCAGCCAAGCUUGGUCCCACGGUUUCAGCUCUCGCGCAGCUCCUCCCCUCGUCACCACACGACAAGACACGUUUCUCCAUGUCCAUCCCCUCCAUCACCGUCGAUCUACCUCAGGGCUCCGAAAUCGCUCUUGUUGGUAUUGAGUCGCAUAUUUGCAUUACCCAGACAGCGCUCGAUUUGCGCGACGCAGGGCAUAAGGUAUAUGUCAUUGCUGAUGGAGUGUCGAGCUGUAAUCCCCGCGAAGUCGACAUUGCCCUCGAUCGAUUGCGCGCUGAGCCCGGAAUCACGGUCACGUCGAGCGAGAGCUGGAUGUAUGAAUGUGUGGGAGAUUCGCAACAUCCUGCUUUCAAGGGACUGAUUGGUGUUGUCAAGGAGUCAAUUGCAGACACCAGAAAGGUUUGGCAAGCCUUGCCUCCUGGAUCCAAGAUCUAGGCGCAGUGACAUACUUAUUUAAUGAUAGAUUAGACAUACAUUUGCAUAGUACAAACAUCAUUGCUGUCAAUUUCUCUUCUUUGCUUUUCUAGCAAAGCAUCGAAUCGCCUUUGCCUCUAUUUGUUUUCUUAUUUUCUGUUUUGUUUCGUUUUAUUACAUCAAGUCGCAAUCGUUAUUAUCAAUCCUGUUUAUGAAACCCGGAUGGGUCAUUGCGAUUCUGCAAUUCUUCGAGUCUGCCCAUUCAUGGUCUCCAUAGACUAGAGAAUGAACUUCAAGGGACCUGAAAGUCUACAAAGCUGAUAAAGAAAGGGAUGACUACUGGCAAGCCAUCCAAACCCAUUACUCUGAGCCCGCGGUUGUUUUGGGUUUGGACGUUGGUGUCAUCCAUGAGAACGCUGAAGCAACUCCGACAGGGUUGGCAGACCUAGGCAGGGAAUUGUUGCUAUUGGCGUUGGCGUUGGCGUUGGCGCUGCGACCAUCACGACUUGGAGGUGGAAGCGACUGUGGCUGCGAUUGCGCUUUGUGUUCGCUGCUCAUACUCACCGCUCGCUUAGCCUCCCAUCUAUUGGCAGGAGUGCCACCGUUCUCCCCAACGCUAACUUGACUCUUGCGUCGACCGUCUCCCGGGCCUUUGGACGAAGAGGCAUCAUAAGAAGAAACUGUCCUUGAGGCCGACUUCUGGGGCUUCAGAACUUUCAUGUUGCGGCCUCGACCGGCAGGUUGAUAUCCACUCAAUGAACCAUCUCUAUGCGGGCCGUCCACUCCAUUCCCUGAUCCAUGGCGCCAUGAUCCCCAAAUGCCUGAAAGGGGUUCUCGCCUGGAAGUCUCGGAGGCAGAAUGCUCAGCAGCACGCUCCUUAGGACCUAACUGAUCUCCGUUGGUGAGUCCACGAGACCUUCUCUCACUCUCCACACCAGACACACUGCCUCUGGAGCUGGGUCGCUUAUCAGGAACCACCUCAGUUGCCAUCGGCGACAUUUCGCUUCGAGACUCAUAAUCCGGCUGAGGAGCCUCCAUGUCAGGGAUACUCUCCUGGCUAGCCUGGCUGAAAUCCCCAGAGACGAAAGGAGCAGCGUUUGCAUUCAACUUGGGCUUCUCCGGGACCAUGUUGAUGGUGCAAAUAUUCCGAAACACGUUUUCAUCCUCUGGUCGGACAAAGGGGACCUGAAGUCGCUCUCGCUCGUCGCCACGAAGGGUCAUGGUAUUCUGGGAAAAUAGAAUAUCUGCGGAAUGAGCUCGGAGAGCGUCGCUGCCCAAGUAGAUUCGAAUGGCUUUGCGAUCUACGGCCUGAAUAGGCUGCUCUGUCACUCCAUGGACCUCGAAAAAGACAGUGAUUGAAGGGACAGGCCCAUGAGGACUACUAGAGCGACUGCCAUGAUGUGUCACCACGGCCUCUGCAAAGUAGACAUUCAACCUAACGCGAUAUGCACCGUCAACCUCGCGAUGGAUCUGAUCUACAAGAUCCAACUCUCUGAGUAGAGAAUACUCAACCAUGGACUUUUGCGAGCCACUGCAAACGUCGGCGUAGAGGAGUGUUGAGUGGCCAAAGUUAGGGGUUAACCAACAUCGAACGAUCGAAGGAACUGUGCCGAGGACGUAAAACGCCGCAGGGGGGCCAGGAAUGUCGAACGAAUCAUCAUCGUCGUCGCCAACAGCAAAGUUGUUAUCAAGGCCUAAGCUGCUAGCCCGACCAGAAGCAAUCGAGUGGUGAGAGUGAACUGAAUGUCCAGCAGAACUAUGUCGUCCAUCCGACUUGUGAGAUAAUGAGCGCUCCAUCAAAAGGCCACUUCCAGGACGAACAGGACCAAAAUCUCCCGAGUGACGAUUACUUGGGCCUCCCCAACUGGAUCCGUGCAGGGCGCUUUCGUCGAAUCGAACACUAUUAGCCCGCGAAGCAGCGCCUCGGCGAACCGGCUCCUCCUCUGCUGGUCCAAGAUGAAGAGAUCCUAGAAGCUCCUCGCCUUGCUCAUCCAAGUCAUCAAACAUGUCAUUGUGUGGGAUGGAAACAGGUCCUAGAAUUUGUAAGGAAAUGAUCAAAAUGUCAACAGGCAGAGAACUCACCUGUUUGAGGUGUGCCACUCAAGACACCUGGAAAGGGAGAGUUCCAGACAGACUUCAACGCGGCAUCAUCCGCCUGUUUCUUUUCCAAUCGAAGAAGCCGUUCAGCAUGAUUGCUCUGAGUAUAUUGUACUUGCUUCACUUCCAUCUGCAGACUGUACAGAUCUUCGCGAGAAACUGGAAAUCUGGGAUCCAUCCCCAGAGCAGGUCUGAUUAGACAACAAGGCGCCAAUUCUAAGGGUAGAGAAAGCCGAUUGACUGCAGUUCGCGGGCAGGUGGCUCGACUAACAAGGAUAGGGAGAGGGCAAUCGAGAGACGAGGGGGGGGUUGGAGGCGUUAGUAGGGAAGCGCAGAACAGACAAUGGCUUUAAUCGUACAGCAUGAGCUUUGAUCCAGCACAACUUUGUCGACAAUAAAAACAAUUGGUACUUCCGACCUCGAUCCCCAGUUAAGAUUUAGUUCACGAGGUCCUCCCUCCCCGCCGCAUCGCCUAGUGUAGACCACAGGGCCUUCGACAAGCAGAGUGCGAUCUCGAGAAUCGCCUGGUCGUGGUGAGUAGUGGUCUCAAAUAGAGCGACUGGCAAGUAGCUUGGCGUAUGUUUGGUAAUAAAGGAUCGAUUGAAAAGGCGCCAGCUCGAGAGUGUGCGACUUAGAAUCGUGAUAGUUGUGGACGUGACGAUCGGCAAGGCGUGCUCGUUUAUUGGCGAGUGUUGCGAGGCAAGCUACUGAUGGAAGAAAUUGUCGUAUUUGAAGAGGUCUAAGAAUAUAGGCGUCACAGUUGAUAGGAGAUGGAAAGUAGAGAGAUUGGCCAGAUUUGACGUAGGCCGGUCCUGAUAUGAACGAUAGGGGUCGGAGUUAGGUGUAAAUGGAUGGCGUAAAGCGGGCAAGAGGUUGAAAGCAGCUGGGAUCGUGGGGGGCUUUUACGGAGGGGUAACGGUCGAUAUCGUGUGCUCGUAAGUUUGGGGGGAAUCUUGGAGGCGUAUUCGAGGUCGUAGAGGUACGUCAGGAGUUGGAAACAGGGCAAUCAUCAAAGUGUGAAGUCCGAAAUGAUGUUCAGAUGGAACUGGUGUGGAUUGAAUUCGAG